Molecule: messenger RNA, 3322 nt
Organism: Caenorhabditis sp. 36 PRJEB53466
Lineage: Eukaryota; Metazoa; Nematoda; Chromadorea; Rhabditida; Rhabditidae
Source: the annotation of a GenBank genome assembly
AUGAUUCGCUACCUCCGAAUGUUGGGAAUGGAGAUUCCGUUGUGUCUCUACAUGCUCGGAUCCUACCUCAACUAUCCGGUCUUCCAGAAUCUCAUUUACGAGAAGGAAUGUCUGAUCAAGUACCAACAGGUUAGUCUCGAAAUCGACGGGUUCAAAAAGGGGACGGAAACCUUUCAAAUUGGUAGCAUUCGCAUUGACAGAGAAUUGUCGCUUUGUGAAAUGUUUGUGAUUUCACAGUUUCAAAAUAGUGUGAUGAAGUAAUGAAUAGUUCAACCGAUUCAUUGAUUUAUCCAUGAUCGGCAUGUUAAAUCUUUUAAAAAACAUGGCUCUGUUGAGACGCUCUUUUCGCGGUGCAAAUUGAGCGGCCUCGGGGCCGAGUUUGAAAAGUUAGGCCACGUUUUCAGUGGAAAAUUACUUCGCGGCCAUACUGCGAACAGAGCGCGAUUGCAGACAAACACCGCGAUCAUAUUAUCGGGGCACCGGACAGAAAGGGCGCGCUGUUCACAAUCUGGCCGAAUUUCCGGGCCGCGAAGUAAUUUUCCACUGAAAACGCUCAAUUUGCACUGCAAAAAGAGUUUCUCAACAGAGCGCCAUUUCAACAGAGCGCCAUUCCUAUAAUAUUUGUUUGGUAAUUGUGGGCGCCGAAGUGAAUCAUUUGCAGAACGUGUCGUUCUGCCGCGACGUCGGCGCUUACUACGACGACAAGGACAUCCAGAGUGCGGCGAAUCACUUCUACUUCAUCUCCUCACUCACCCUCCUCUGCCCCUCCCUCGUCACCACUCUUCUCCUUGGCGCAGGUCAGUUUUCUCCCUCUCUCUCUCAAGUCACUGUUUCAAAAUGAGCAUUCAGUGCGGUAGUUUUACAUUCCGGUUCAGUUGAAGAAGAUUCGCUGUUCCCCUGUUUCAAAAUGGUCUUUCGGUAGCAUAGAGUGUACACUUUGACAGAGAUAAUAGUUUGCAGCAACUGACUACUGGAGCAUCAAGAUCCCGCUGAUAAUCCCGUACGUCGGCUGCAUUCUCGGCACCAUCAACUACGUGUUCCAGUCGUAUUUCAUCCACACUUCCGUCUAUUUCCUCCUUAUCAGCGACGCGCUCUUCGGACUCUGCGGCGGAUUCAUCGCCAUCAUUUGUGAGUUUGAAACGACGUGUUUUGAGGGGAAGUUGGACAAGAGACUCACUUCUAACUCUAUUCUCUUAUUUUCAGCGACAACACUGACGUACGGAGUGAAGACGAGCAUGCUCCGCUACCGUAGUUACCGUAUCGCCGGAGUCGAAGGAGCCAUCGGACUGGGAGGCACCGUCGGAUUCGCACUCUCGGGGACCAUCAGAGAGUGAGUAACAUACCUUCAAUACCCUCAUUUCAUAUUGUGUAGUACCACUGAAACCGUUCGUUUUACAUGCUGACGACUGAGCACCCAAACUCCUUGUUGUGACCUUUUAGGAACCCAGUGAAACUGAAAAGUACUGAAAUACUCAGAGCAUGCGGCUACGCGGUCACCUUCCUCAUCAUCCUCGGCCUCCAACUCGUCGCCCUCGUCUACCUGCUCGUGCUGGCCAAGGAGUCCGAGUUCGAACCCGUCCGGCCGGAUGAGCACACUUGUGGGUUCCGAUGAUAUCGAGACAGUUAGAGAUACUGUUGAGAUGUCGAACAAUCGAAAGUUUCAGAGUAUUGCGAAACAGACAUUCUAAUUCACUUGAAAGUAUGUACUAUUUCCUUUCAGCACUCAUCUCGACGACAGGCAAACAACUGAUCUCGGUGAUCCGCGAGUUCUACCGUGUGCUCACCAAAUCCCGCCCGUUUCGUCUCAUUCUUGCGCUGAAUCUGCUCGCGUUCGGCGUCGAAAUGCUCAUUUUCUCGGGACUCUCGGACAUUCAGUACUCGUAUUUGAGGUACAAACUCAAGUGGGGCGACAAGAAAUACGGCUGGUUCUCGGGCCUUUCGUACGGUAUCACGACGGCCGCCGUGCUCUUUUUGUACCCGUUGUUGCGCAUGAAAUGGAUGUCCGACGGAAUGUUGGCCAGUCUGGGAUUGUCCUUCAAAAUGGUCUCGUUGGUCAUGUUCGCCUUUGUGCAGAACGAACCGAUGGCCUAUUCGAUUGCAGGUCAGUCAACUCGAAAACGGUACACUUUGAGAGAAAGUUGUCAAUUACAAAAUUAGAGCUCUUGAAAUUUGCUACAACAUUGCAGUUGACAACUUUUUGAAAUCAUCACCGAUUCCUGAGAUAUAUGCCUUCAAAGCCAACGCUUUUUUCCAGUCGUGGUAAUGUUCAAUCGAUUCGUUUCGACCGGCUUCCGAGCGUUCAUCUCUUCUCUAAUUGACAUGCACGAACAAGGUUUCACACUUCUUCUUCUUUUUUUCUCAAAAACGUAUAAUUUCAGGGAAGAUCUUCUCGGUAAUCUCCCUGCUCGAAGGCGUCACCACUCUCGUCGCCACCUCGAUCUACAAUAAUCUCUAUCCGAAAACGCUCACCUUCUUCCCCGGAUUACUGUAUUUGAUCAGUGCGGCACUGCUUCUCGUGCCUUUCUCCAUUGUCAGGUACUGUUUCAGGAUGGUCAUAGAAAAAGUUCGGGGGUAUUUGACUUUGGUAACCGCCCUUUUUAUGGAAAUAUGUCUCAUCUGAAGCUUGGACAGUUUGUUCCGAGAAAAAUGACAUUUUGACAAGCUUGGCCUAGAAAACUCCAUCGGAUCCUAGGCCAAGAUGUGACUUUCAGCACGUUUUCAGCUCCAAACACUUAAAUCAAGUGCCAGAAAAGUCUUCAUAGUGAUCUCUGACACCGUCUAGGUCGAUGGAAAUAGAAUUCACACCGGAGUACCGAUAUCUGGUUUCGAAUUGAGUUGUUUUCAACGACUACGUACAAACGGAUAAUCCAAAAAUUCCGGUUUUGCAAGUUUUGAUCGAUCAUUCUGAACUCUUCAUGUAAACAAACGAAAAAGUGAUGAGUUCAUAGUGAUCAUUGCGAAAAUUGGAGGGAUUUCAGGUACUCUUCAUUCAAGACGACGUAUCUCAGCUGCCGGUGGAGAUAUAAAAAAGUUGUCAACUGAUAAAAUGUACAAAAUUUUUCGCCGAAUAAUUUGUUAGUUGACAAUUUUUGGAUAUCUCUACCGGCGACUGAGAUAAAUCGUGUUGAAUAAACGUUACAAGUAUUACCAUACAUUUACAGUUUCUAAGACUCGUUAUACUUUUUGUUUCUUCGAAAGAAAAACAAUAAUACUUUAUUUCAGCUCCUCCGAUUUCGUGGUCCGUUCGCGUCGGCCAGAAGUGUCGGAAGGCAUCCUGAACAGCCACAACGACGUGAUCGACGAGGCGAGCGACUCGGCCUGA